AUAGAACUCUAUGAGGAGUCAAUAAAGUCUUCUCCCGAAUAUUUCUGGUAUCUUUAACCAAUGAAUGAAUAUUUGUUGAGAAAGAUCUUUGCUUUGCUUUGCUGGCUGCAGCACUAUUUACAUUGGCUGAAAAGGGCUUUGUAUCUAUCUAUGUAUCUAUCUUCACCCUCCGUUUUUUGUUAAUCCCAGGCUCAAUUAUCACAUUUUCUCGUUCAACUAGAAUUUCGGAGAGCAGAAUGAAGAGUGUGUUUGUUUAUACUCUGCUGCUGCUGCUAUUAUUGAUUUUGAAUCUAUUUUCUGUAUUAUUAGCUCAUUCCGUAACAGAGGAGCAGCCUUUGUCAAAGAUUGCUAUACAUAAUACCAUUAUUUCUCUCAAAGAUUCUGCUUCCAUUAAAGCUUCCCCCCUUCUUCUUGGACUCCAAGGUGAGGAUACUGAAUGGGUUGUUGUAGAAUUCGAAAACGACGAGCCCUCAAACGAUGAAUGGAUCGGCGUUUUUUCUCCUGCUAAAUUCAAUGGAUCAGUUUGUUACAUGGAAAACCCCAAAGAACAAUCCCCACACAUUUGCACUGCCCCAAUCAAGUACCAAUUUGCAAAUUUCUCGAAUAGCGAAUAUGCAAAUAGUGGGAAAGCUUCAGUUAAGUUCCAGUUGAUCAAUCAGCGAGCAGAUUUCUCCUUUGCUUUAUUUGGAGGCGGAUUAUCAAAUCCAAAACUGAUAGCAGUAUCGAAUUCUAUAUCUUUUGUGAAUCCUAAAGCACCACUUUAUCCUCGCCUAGCUCAAGGAAAGUCCUGGAAUGAAAUGACAGUAACAUGGACAAGUGGUUAUAACGUAGACGAAGCGGUUCCUUUGAUCGAGUGGAGUUCGGCGAUUCAUAGCAAGAUGAGAUCACCAGCCGGGACAUUAACAUUUCACAGAAACAGCAUGUGUGGAUCACCUGCGCGUACAGUUGGGUGGCGUGAUCCUGGUUUCAUACAUACGAGUUUCCUUAAAAAUUUAUAUAUAUAUAUCAGAUACACUUACAAGAUGGGACACUUGUUAUCUAAUGGCUCGUAUGUAUGGAGCAAGACAUAUUCGUUCAGAUCAUCGCCGUAUCCAGGACAAGAUUCAUUGCAACGAGUCAUAAUAUUUGGAGACAUGGGCAAGGCUGAGCGUGAUGGUUCAAAUGAGUAUAGCAAUUAUCAGCCAGGGUCGUUGAAUACGACAGACCAACUCAUAAAAGAUCUCAAAAACAUUGAUAUAGUUUUCCAUAUAGGCGAUAUCACUUAUGCAAAUGGCUAUAUCUCUCAGUGGGACCAAUUCACCGCUCAGGUCGAACCUAUUGCAUCCACCGUGCCUUAUAUGGUUGCCAGUGGAAAUCACGAGCGUGAUUGGCCAGGGUCAGGAUCCUUUUAUGAUACCCCGGAUUCUGGUGGAGAGUGUGGUGUCGUGGCUGAGACCAUGUUCUAUGUUCCUGCAGAGAAUCGAGCCAAGUUUUGGUACUCAACAGAUUAUGGUAUGUUCCGGUUCUGCAUAGCAGAUAGCGAACAUGAUUGGAGAGAAGGAUCUGAGCAGUACAAGUUUAUCGAAGAGUGCUUUGCAUCAGUAGAUAGGCGAAAACAACCGUGGCUCAUAUUUUCUGCACAUAGGGUACUCGGUUAUUCUUCUGACAAAUAUUAUGGUUUAGAAGGUUCAUUUGAAGAGCCAAUGGGAAGAGAGAGCUUGCAGAAACUGUGGCAGAAGUAUAAGGUUGACAUUGCAUUUUAUGGUCAUGUCCACAACUAUGAAAGGAGUUGCCCAAUUUAUCAGAAUAAGUGUGUGAACUCAGAAAAGUCUCAUUACUCGGGCACUGUGGACGGUACAAUACAUGUGGUGGUGGGAGGAGGAGGGUCUCACUUGUCGGAGUUUAGUACGGUUAAUACGAGUUGGAGUUUGUACAAAGAUUAUGAUUGGGGAUUUGUGAAGCUGACGUCACAUAACCACUCAUCACUUGUUUUCGAAUACAAAAAGAGUAGUGACGGAAAAGUAUACGAUUCAUUCACCAUCUCCAGGGACUACAGAGACGUCUUAGCGUGUGUACACGAUGGCUGCCAACCCACUACUAUGGCAUCUUGAAUACUUAAAAAAAAAAAAAAACGCUUUUCUAGAGAGAGAGAGGUGAAGAAGAAACCUUGUCAACCAUGUCUAUACCAGUACAAGUAACAAGUAAACAACAAAGACAAGCUUAUUACUAUACGUUUUUAUUCUUUUUUUUUUCUUUUCUUUAAUUGUUGUGUAGCUUAUGAUUUCUUGUGGAACAAAAAUCCGAAAUGGCGCCUUCUUGAAUAAUGAAUUACUUUGAUUUUCCUCAGUUUUCA
Erythranthe guttata (spotted monkey flower) is the source of this 2332-nucleotide messenger RNA. The record is from RefSeq and is a predicted model, not a curated record. NCBI's taxonomy places the organism in Eukaryota, Viridiplantae, Streptophyta, Magnoliopsida, Lamiales, Phrymaceae.